AGCGCCCAGGGCCGGGCCUCUGACCCGCGCAGGCGCAGAAGCGCGCUCCCACCUCCGGUUUCAUGGAUUCCCAGUCCAGCUGCGUGGUGGUGACUGGUUUCGGGCCCUUCCGGCAGCACCUGGUGAAUUCCAGCUGGGAAGCAGUAAAGGAACUCUCCAAGCUGGGUCUGGGGGGUGACAUGGAGGUGGAGCUGAGGAUUCUUCAACUGCCAGUGGAUUACAGAGAGGUGAAGCAGAGGGUCACCAGAAUCUGGGAGGAUCUUCGACCGCAACUCGUUGUGCAUGUGGGCGUGGACCCCGCCGCCAAGGCCAUCUUUCUGGAACAGUGCGGCAAGAACUGGGGCUACGUGGAUGCCGACAUCUGGGGCUUCCACCCUGAGCGCGGCGUGUGCCUUCCGGAUGGCCCAGAAGUGAUCACUUCGGGAGUCAGCAUGAGGGCAGUCAGCAGGCGCGCGGUGGUCGAGGGCGUGGAGGUGGCCUUUUCCCGAGACGCAGGCAGGUAUGUCUGCGAUUACACCUACUACCUGUCUUUGCAUCAUGGAAAUGGGUGCGCGGCGCUCGUCCAUGUCCCUCCAUUAUCUCCUUCGCUUCCGGCUAGCCUGCUGGGAAAAGCCCUGCAAGUUAUCAUCCAGGAAAUGCUGCAGGAGACUGAGAAAGCCAGGUCUCGCCUGGUUCACAGGAAACUCAGCCUUUGCGAUUCCAGACAGGGGGAACCAACUGGGAGACUGCUCCUUUGGAGAAGGUUAAAUGUUUCAGUCCUGUAUGUAGAAUUCAACUGUGCUUUGAGAGGCUUUAACAAAUUUGCUUGUAAAACAGUUUACACAGAGGAAAAAAAGUUCUGAAUUAGCCCAAUGAAAUCACAAAGGGUUAUUUUAUGGUCAGAAGAAAGAACACUGAAAGGCAGACAUUUCACAAGGGCUUAACUAGCUUCAGUUAUGGUUUUCCGGACAAUAAAAUGAAAUGCUAGUAAUUUUUUUUCCUCUUAAAAGUCUAUGCAGCAGGCCUGUGUGAUCCUGCCCAGAUUUCUGGGACCCCAGACCUGUUCUGCGAGCCCCGUGUGGUGGGAUGACCUGUGACUGGCUGACCAUGGGAAAUGCAGGUGCAGCUGCUACUUGGGCGCCCCACUCUGGGCCUCCAAGCUUGUGCAUCCAGGUGCUGUGGGCAGCUUCUGAGCCACUGAGUCUUUAGUGUUUGGUUUUUCCUUUUUCCUUAUUAUUUUUUUUUUUUUGCGGUACGCGGGCCCCUCACCGCUGCGGCCCCUCCCGCUGCGGAGCACAGGCUCCGGACGCACAGGCCCAGCGGCCAUGGCUCACGGGCCCAGCCGCUCCGCGGCACACGGGA
Kogia breviceps (pygmy sperm whale) is the source of this 1341-nucleotide messenger RNA. It is a transcript of the gene PGPEP1L, whose product is annotated as pyroglutamyl-peptidase I like. Gene Ontology annotation, molecular function: pyroglutamyl-peptidase activity. Gene Ontology annotation, cellular component: cytosol. Gene Ontology annotation, biological process: proteolysis. NCBI's taxonomy places the organism in Eukaryota, Metazoa, Chordata, Mammalia, Artiodactyla, Physeteridae. The record is from RefSeq and is a predicted model, not a curated record.